Molecule: messenger RNA, 350 nt
Organism: Staurois parvus
Lineage: Eukaryota; Metazoa; Chordata; Amphibia; Anura; Ranidae
Source: the annotation of a GenBank genome assembly
AUGUAGACUGCUUCUAUAAACAUUUGUGAAAGACUGUACAGUAAGUCCAUCCCUGAAAUUUCUGUGAAUUUUCCUUGUUACUAAAUAUUCCAUGGUCAACUGUUACUGGUGUUAUAACAAAGUGGAAGCAACUGGGAACAGCAGCAAAUUAGCCACAAAGUGGUAGGCCACGUAAAAUGACAGAGCAGGGUCAGCGCAUGCUGAAGCACACAGUGCAGAGAAGUCACCAACUAUCUGCAAAGUCAAUAGUUAAAAACCUCCAAACUUCAUGUGGCCUUCAGAUUAGCACAAAAGCAGUCCAUAGAGAGUGUCAUGGAAUACAUUUCCAUGGCUGAGCAGCUGCAUCCAAG